UGUUCCACCAUCUGGGGAGCAAAACAUGUUUCGUAGUUUAGCGAUUUCCUAAUUGAAAGUUAAUUUUCGCGAUAAAAUAGAAUAGAAAGUGUUGUUUCACGAACGGAGUAUGCGGCAGACCUAGAAAAGCAUUACGUUUGACUGGGGAAUGAAGAUAUCAUUGACGAAUUUUGUGUAAAAUCCCGCCAGUAUGUUAGACACUUAACCCUUCUUGUGUAGUCAGUGUUUGAGGUAAUCGAGAGAAUUGAGGAAAGUCCUAUUAGAAUAUAGUUUCCUAGUCACACAUAAACAAAAUGACGAUCACGGAGUAUAUAUCCGCUCUAUCCGACAAUCCAUACUUUGGAGCCGGUUUCGGGCUUUUCGGCCUGGGUGCAAGUGCCGCAAUAUUACGUAAAGGCCUGCAAGGAGCUCUAAUAUUCUUCCGCCGAAACUACAUGAUCACAUUAGAGGUUCCUUGUCGCGAUAAAUCCUACCAGUGGCUGCUGCAGUGGAUUACACAAAAAGGCGCUCGUCAAACCCAACAUCUUAGCGUCGAAACCUCUUUCAUUCAGAAGGAGACGGGGCAUGUGAAGACCAGGUACGACUUCAUUCCUAGCAUUGGCACGCACAUUAUGCGCUACAAGGGCAUGUGGAUAAAAGUCGAACGCACCAGAGAGCAACAAACACUCGACUUACAUAUGGGCGUCCCGUGGGAGUCGGUUACACUGACGGCGUUCGGCCGAAACAAAGAAAUGUACUUCAACAUUCUCGAGGAAGCCAGGCAAUUGGCUCUGAAAGAGACUGAAGGGAAAACUAUCAUGUACACGGCAAUGGGUGCCGAGUGGCGGCCGUUCGGUCAUCCCCGGAAGCGACGACCAAUAGAGUCAGUGGUGCUGGAUCGGGGAGUGUCCCAUCGAAUUCUAAGUGACUGUCGCGACUUUAUCGAUAAUCCUAAGUGGUAUGCGGAUCGGGGGAUACCUUACAGACGAGGGUACCUUCUAUACGGACCGCCAGGCUGCGGAAAAUCGAGCUAUAUCACAGCCCUGGCUGGCGAACUCGAGUAUGGAAUCUGCCUGUUGAACUUAUCAGAGCGAGGACUGACCGAUGACCGUUUGAAUCAUUUGAUGAAUGUGGCUCCUGAACAGACGAUCAUCCUAUUGGAAGAUAUCGACGCCGCUUUUCUGUCUAGAGAAGAUACGACGCAGCAAAAGGCCGCCUAUGAAGGAUUGAACCGCGUAACAUUCAGUGGCCUCCUGAACUGCCUAGACGGGGUCGCUUCAACCGAAGCGAGAAUCGUCUUCAUGACUACAAACUAUUUGGAAAGGCUUGACCCGGCACUAAUCCGCCCAGGACGUGUUGACAUGAAAGAAUACAUUGGACAUUGCAGCAAAUAUCAACUCGAAGAAAUGUACAAACGGUUCUAUAAUGGUCCGGAGUGUAUUCAAAAGGCUUCAAUCUUCGCUGAAAAGGUCGCGACAUAUAAUAAACCAGUGAGCCCCGCUCAAGUGCAAGGAUACUUCAUGGUGCACAAAAUGUCUGACCAGCAAUUAGUGAUUGAUAGCAUAGAAGAUAUAUGGAAUGAUGGUCCAGUUCGUUGAAUACAUAUGAAUUUCUAACUUUAA
Molecule: messenger RNA, 1601 nt
Organism: Hermetia illucens (black soldier fly)
Lineage: Eukaryota; Metazoa; Arthropoda; Insecta; Diptera; Stratiomyidae
Gene: Bcs1
Product: mitochondrial chaperone BCS1
Exons: 4
Coding region: 294-1577 (427 amino acids)
Biological process (GO): protein insertion into mitochondrial inner membrane from matrix; mitochondrial respiratory chain complex III assembly
Cellular component (GO): mitochondrial inner membrane
Molecular function (GO): ATP binding; ATP hydrolysis activity
Source: RefSeq, a predicted model, not a curated record